AUAAUAUAAAAAGAUAUCCUAAAACCUCUCGUUUGUGUUCUUGAUCUCAAGCUCUUCAUUGAAUUCUCAAAAUCUUCUCGAAUUCCAUCUCUGGAGACUGAUUCUACAGGGUAUGCAACUAUAGGUUUAUUUGGAAGCAGUGGGCUCCUCUUUUGGAAAAAGCAUUUGGUGCUUGAAUAUGUGCGUUUGGAAGCAGCUUUUUCGUAGUAUAAUUCCUUCCUGAUGCUAUGGGUAGAAGAAAAGCCCGGCCAAUUAGAUCUGAAGGGAUAUCAUCUAACAUUGGCGUCCCAGACAGUACUAAUUCAGAUGAGAAAUUGAAUAAUGAUUGCCAAUUGGAAGCAGUGAAUGAAAAUGCUAAUGAGCAAGUCUUGGAAUCACAGAAAUCAUUUUAUAUCAACAUUGAUAGAAACCAUUGUGAUUUUGAUGAGUAUUUUGACAUUGCUGAAAUUAUUCUAAAUGACGUGAGGUUUCCUGACGGAGAUGUGGUUGAUAGAUCGUUUGAGGACAAAGUAGAUCCUGAAUUUUCUCUUCGGUUUAAAUUGAUUGGCGUAGAGGAAUCUAGUGUUAAGUUAGGCCAUUGGCCUGUUAUAUCAGCUGAUAAUAUCUUUCUCGAAUGCAUUUUUUUAGAUAAUUCAACUUCUGAGGGUGGUAGCAAGUCAAAGGUGCUUUUAUCUGGUGUUUUUGAUGGUCCUGAUGAGGGUGUUUCUGGGCUUGUUCACUUGGUUAGUCAGAAGUUAUUGACGAUAAGGCUUGUUUCAGGAGUUGGAAAGCUGGUGGACCUUUUCAGGGUAAGGGUCGAGAUACUGAGGAAUGCUUUUAAUGCUUGUGAAUCCCUCUUGGAGAUUGUCAGACAGCCAUGGAGGAAGAGCAUGAUCAAUGUGAUGCCUUGGUUGCGUCCUGAAGUCACAAGCUCAGAGGCUAUAUAUGGAAUUACUUUGUCCAAGGAGGAGCAAGCUGAAGUUAAUGUAGAAACAACUGAUAAUGGUUCAAAUAACAAUUCUGGGUUUGAUGCUGCUGGUUUUUAUGAUGUCAUCAAGCCUUCAAAAGAGGAACCGAUGUUAGAAGAAAGACUGCCGGACUUGCUUCCACAACUUAGACCAUAUCAGCUUCGUGCUGUUUAUUGGAUGCUUCAGCAAGAGAAGAGAACUUGUGAAACUUCAGAUGAGAAAAUACAGAGUGAACUGUUUGCUCCAUUUUCAGUGGCAGUAACUUUCCUAGAAAAGCACUCCAGAAUGUUUUAUAAUCCUUUCAACGGUAAUAUUUCAUUACAUCCUGAAUCAUCAAAAUCUCUUAUUUCUGGCGGGAUUCUAGCUGAUGAGAUGGGUCUGGGGAAAACCGUCGAAUUGCUUGCAUGUAUCUUCGCCAAUCGUAUGCCGUCCUUGAAAGAUGGCAUAAUUUCUUCGAGUAAUGACUCCCAGUAUUCAGGUGGACAGAUAAAAAGACAAAAACGGGAUCGUGUAGAAUGCAUAUGUGGGGCAGCGACUGAUAGCUCAAAAUAUGAAGGACUUUGGGUGCAAUGUGAUGUUUGUGAUGCAUGGCAGCAUGCAAAUUGUGUAGGCUAUAAACCUAAGAAGAAACAUUCAGUCACUGAUGAAGUUCACAACUUAAAAGGCGAUAACAAGGUUUUAACCCGUAGUUCAAUGAAGCGAAAGAGCAAGAAAAAUGCCACUGACAUAAUUGAGAUGGCUGGGAAUUAUACAUGUGCAUUGUGUUCAGAACUUUUUGAAGCUGCUAAUUCCAAUAUAUCUACUGGUGCGACUCUUAUUGUUUGUCCAGCCCCCAUAUUGGCACAAUGGUAUUCAGAAGUUAUGCGCCAUACCAGGCCUGGUUCUCUCAAGGUUUCCAUAUAUGAUGGUGCGAAAAAUGCAGCCUCCUCUGCAACUUUGACAACUGAUAUGUGCGAGCUUGCUGCAACAGAUAUUGUGCUAACCACAUAUGAUGUGCUAAGAGAAGAUUUAUCACAUGAUUCUGAUAGGCAUGAUGGUGAUCGUCGUUUCAUGAGAUUUAUGAAGAAGUACCCUGUUACCCCUACAGUUCUUACAAGGAUAAAUUGGUGGAGACUCUGCUUGGAUGAGGCUCAGAUGGUUGAGAGCAACACAUCUUCUGUCACUGAAAUGGCAAUGCGCAUACGUGCUCAACACCGUUGGUGUAUCACUGGCACUCCUAUCCAACGAAAGUUUGAUGAUAUGUAUGGACUGUUGCGGUUCCUCAGAGCCAAUCCUUUUGAUGUUUAUCGAUGGUGGGCUGAAGUUAUCAGAGAUCCAUAUGAGAGAAGGGAUGCUGUUGCUGUGAAGUUUGCUCAUAGGAUUUUCAAGCAAAUUAUGUGGCGUUCAUCCAAAAUUCAUGUGGCAGAUGAGUUACAGUUGCCUCCUCAAGAGGAGCAUGUGUCAUGGCUUAACUUAUCACCAAUUGAAGAACAUUUCUAUCAAAAGCAACAUCAAUCUAUUGUCUCCUAUGCACUUGGAAUUGUCAGAAGCUUUAAAAAUGAUAUUUGCAAAAGGAGACAUCCAUCAGGUAACAAUGCUUCUUUUGAUGAUGUUGUUCUUUCUCGAGAUGAGGUUGCAAGGCUUCUAUUUCCACUCUUGAAGCUUCGCCAGGCAUGUUGCCAUCCUCAAGUCGGGAGUUCUGGUCUCUGCUCUUUGCAAAGUUCUCCAUUGACUAUGGAUGAGAUUUUAGAAGUAUUAGUUGGAAAGGCCAAAAUUGAAGGGGAAGAAGCUCUCAGGAGGAUUGUUGUUGCGCUCAAUGGCCUGGCUGCAAUAGCUAUAAUCGAGGGAGGCACCAAACAAGCUGUGUCAUUGUACAGAGAAUCACUUGCUUUAGUUGAUGAACAUGCUAAUGAUUUCCGUUUAGAUCCAUUACUGAGUCUUCAUAUCUAUCACAAUCUAGCUGAGUUGCUUCCUGUUGUCUCUGAAUCUACACAACAAUGUUCACAUCAUGUUAGUGUCAAUCCUUCUGAAGAUGGUGAUGAAAAGAAAAGAAAAUUGCUUUCAUCUGGCAAAUUUGAUCAAUACUAUGUGAAAAGACGAAAAAUGGGACAGGGCAAGAAACAAAGUACAACCUCCAUUGACAAGUCGUCUACUGACUGUAGUGAACAUGCUAACUGUGAUGAAAAUCCACCUGCCUGGCUUAAUGAUGGCAACCUUGGGACAGAAAAUGAUGUUCAGUGCCAAAUGUCUUCAAGAUGCUUUUCAGACAAGUGUCUGAAAAAGGCAUGUGAAGAUAUCAAACAGAAAUACUUAUCUGUUUUUACCUCAAAACUUUCUAUGGCUCGAAGAGACUACACAAAUAGUCACUCACAGGUUUGUAAUUUAUUGGAGGAAUACAAGAAUCAAAACAUGGCUUGGUAUUUGAAUACUCUUAAUCUUUUUGAGAAGAGUAAAGAUUCCUCUGAGGAAUUGUUACAAAAGAUCGAUCGGGCUGUUUCCAAUUUUAACAGGAAAACUUCAUCAAGGUCACGAAAUAUUGGUUUCUUGAAAUAUACUGUUCAGGCUGGUCUAGAUUCUUUGGAACAAUCUAGGCAAGCAUUACUUAAGAAACUUAUGGAAAUUGAUCAAGCAAUUGAGAAUCCCAAGGAUGAUGAUAUUGCCCAACUGAGAGACUGCCCUGCGUGCAAUGAAGGAAAUGGCUCAUUGUGUGGACCUUGUGAACUCGAUGACCUGUUUCAGGUAUACGAGGCCAGCCUGUUUCUAAUAAAGAGAGCACAUAAUGAUUCUGUUAUCACGUCGGUUGAGGAAGCAUUGGAUCUGCAGAAGCAGAAAUUAGAGUUGCGUCGGUUUUUCCGAGACAAGAAAACUUCGAUACAGUCAAGUAGUGAUCAUGAAAAGAUGAAGCAGAGAAAUGUGAAAGCAAAUGUGCAGGUUUAUAGACUUCCUUCUGAGCUGGAGGUCACCCUUGGAGUAAUCAAAAGUUACUCCAAAUCAAAGUUAAGUAGACAGGACUUAGCUUCUGCUAGAAAGCACUUGCUUCUUUUUCAGGCUAUGCGUAGGGAAUUUUCUCAAGCAAGGGGCUUGUUUGUUGCUCAAGCUCAAAUGCUGCAUGCUCAUGAUGAAAUUAAAUGUGCUACCUCACGAUUACGGCUCAAGUUGACUGAUGAUGAACCUCCUGCAAUUGAUGUGCUGAGCAAAGAGGAACUAAUUCCAUCGAGCAUGCAGUUUACAUCUGACAAAUUUUCGGGUUUGUCAUCUUUGACACGCAUUAGAGGACAACUCCGUUAUUUGAAGGGGCUAGUUCAAUCAAAUCAGAAAGCGGAGCAACAAUGCUGUAAUGCGGGGCCUGAUCCUCGAGAUCAAAAUGAUUUAGCAUCUACUACUGCAAAACAUGGUGAAGCCCUUGCUAAGAUUGAUGAAGAUGAGACUUGUCCAAUUUGUCAUGAGGGCCUGAACAACCAGAAGAUGGUAUUUCAAUGCGGCCAUAUCAUUUGUUGCAAAUGUUGUUUAAAAUUGACAGAGGAAGGAGCAUUUUGCUUUGGAAGGUCCCAUCAGAAAUGGAUUAUGUGCCCGACAUGUCGUCAACAAACAGCUGCCGGAAACAUUGCGUUUGUACAAGACAAACAAAAUAUACGCAUUGAUCUUUCAAAAAUUCAAGAUAUGCCUGAAUCUUGUAUCACAGUUCAAGGUUCAUAUAGUACAAAGAUUGAAGCUAUCACAAGGAGGAUUUUGUUCAUAAAAUCAACUAAUCAAGAUGCACAGAUUAUUGUCUUCUCAAGCUGGAACGAUGUGCUUGAUGUCUUGGAGCAUUCAUUGGAUGCAAAUGGCAUAACUCAUGUCCGCAUGAAAGGUGGAAGAAAAUCAAAUGUAGCACUUGCGAAAUUCAAAGGCCAAGCGAGCAAUGUGGGACGAAGCGGGAAGAUUGAAGACCAGUCAAUCAAAACACAACCAAUUCAAGUCCUCCUCAUGUUGUUUCAACAUGGAGCCAAUGGUCUAAAUCUCUUAGAAGCAGAACAUGUAAUCCUUGUAGAACCAUUGCUAAACCCUGCAUUCGCAGCACAAGCUAUUGGCCGAGUCCACCGUAUCGGACAAACAAAGAAGACAUUCGUUCAUCGAUUCAUAGUGAAGAACACAGUGGAAGAAAACAUUCAUAAUCUUAACAAGAACAGGGAGGCGAUUCCUGACGCCGUGUCGGCGGUGUCAAAGCAUCAAGAUCAACCUGCGUUGACUCUUAAAGAUGUUCAAUCCUUGUUCUCUGCUGAUAUGUCAACAGGUCUUCUACAAGAUGGUGGUGGUGGUGGUGAUGCUAAUGUAAGUGCACAAUUGCCCCCUUCUGUUGCUGCAGGUCUUGCUGCUGAGAGGAGAUGGAUGCAAAGUCAGUCAUCAAUGUCAAAUUUAGGAAUAGAUUGAUUGAGUGCAAUUGGCUUCUUUAACUUAUCAUUGUCUACAUUAAUGUACAGUUUCUCUCUCUCUCUCUUGUCUUCAUUUUCUCAUGUUGGAAUUUUGAAUUCAAAUAAGGUUGUUUAAGUUAGAUCAA
This is a messenger RNA of Dioscorea cayenensis subsp. rotundata (Guinea yam), 5463 nucleotides long. RefSeq names its product E3 ubiquitin-protein ligase SHPRH. Gene Ontology annotation, molecular function: ATP binding; ATP-dependent chromatin remodeler activity. The record is from RefSeq and is a predicted model, not a curated record. Lineage: Eukaryota; Viridiplantae; Streptophyta; Magnoliopsida; Dioscoreales; Dioscoreaceae.